This is a messenger RNA of Ustilaginoidea virens, 1185 nucleotides long. RefSeq lists its product as uncharacterized. Gene Ontology annotation, molecular function: mRNA guanylyltransferase activity; ATP binding. The record is from RefSeq and is a predicted model, not a curated record. Gene Ontology annotation, biological process: 7-methylguanosine mRNA capping. Bases 1 to 1185 code for a protein of 394 amino acids. The transcript has 2 exons. NCBI's taxonomy places the organism in Eukaryota, Fungi, Ascomycota, Sordariomycetes, Hypocreales, Clavicipitaceae. Gene Ontology annotation, cellular component: mRNA capping enzyme complex.
AUGGAACAGCCCGCCGACGCGCAAAUCGCCUCGAUAGCGGAGCCCGGCGUAAAAGCCCACGGCCCUCUCCUCUAUUCCAUGCGCAAGGAGGUGGCGGAUCUCCUGGAACGAAACCAGACCAGCUUCCCCGGCGCCCAACCGGUCAGUUUCGCGAGACAACAUCUCGACGAACUGCAAAAGCAAGACUACUACGUCUGCGAAAAGUCCGACGGGAUCCGGUACCUGCUCUACUCGACGGCGGACGAAGGCGGAGACGAAGCGCAUUAUCUCAUCGAUCGCAAAAACGACUACUGGUUCAUCACCAACAGGAACCUGCACUUCCCGCUGGAAAACAACAGGCAGGCCUUCCACAAAGAGACCCUUGUGGACGGGGAGCUGGUAUGGGACAGCCUGCCCAACGGCAAGAAGGAGCCUCGCUUCUUGGUCUUUGACUGCCUCGUCAUGGAUGGCAUCAAGCUCAUGGACCGGACCCUGGACAAGCGCCUGGCCUACUUCAAGGAGAGGCUGUACACGCCCUACAAGAAGCUCUUCAAGGAGUUCCCGGGAGAGCUGCAGUUCCAGCCCUUCUUUGUGGAGAUGAAGCCCUUCCAACUGGCCUAUGGCAUCGAGAUGAUGUUCAAGCAGGUGCUGCCGAGCCUGAAGCAUGGCAACGACGGCCUCAUCUUCACGUGUCGGAACACGCCGUACAAGCACGGCACAGACCCCCACAUUCUCAAGUGGAAACCCCCAGAGGAGAACACCAUCGACUUCCGGCUGAAGCUUCAGUUUCCCGUGGUGGAGCCGGACGAGGUGGAGAGGCAGGAGGGCAUUACCGAGCCGUUCGUCGACUACGACAGCGUGCCCCGGGCGGAGCUGAUGAUCUUCAUGGGAGACAGCGGACCCGCCAAGUACGAGUUUUUCGACGAGCUGUUCAUCACCGAAGAGGAGUGGGAGAUUCUCAAGGGCCUCAACGAUCCCCUGGUGGACCGCGUCGUUGAGUGCAACCAGGAUGAGCAAGGGCGGUGGCGCCUUCUGCGCUUCAGGGACGACAAGACGGAGGCGAACCACAAGAGCACCGUCUUGAGCGUGCUCGACAGCAUCAGCGACCGCGUGUCUGACAGGGACCUGUACAGGGCGGCCGGGUCAAUAAGGGAUAGUUGGAAGGCCCGCCAAGCUCGAGCAGACCAAGCCAGGCGAGGUCGGUAG